AUGGCUUCACACGAUCGACCCACGCCGCUUGAUAGUGAGGUUCCUGGGGGUUGGCCAUUGAGAGGACCAAGUUACGCAGAUGAGGGAAGCCACUAUGAGUCUGCUGGAACUACACAUCAUCGCCAAACCGAAGACAGCCCUACCAACAUCCAGAUUUUCAGUGCUGGAGGUGCAAGCGGAGUGCUGAGACCAGAAUCUCGAGACCAAGUACACCCUGAAGUUACGCACGGACGAGGAAUCGAAGAACCCGCAUCGCCUGUUUCUGCUAGCUCUGGAGAGGAUGAGAAGGACCUUGAAAGUAGAGGUUCCGAUACCAAGUAUUCUCCGGUGAAGUCAGCAGAGGAGCGACCGUUACGACUUUCGGAGAGGCCUGGCAAGAGAGAACUGACCGAUGAAGAUCUGAUUCGACACCUGUCGAGGCGUAUCACCGGCAACGGCGAAGAUGGUGACCUCAGCCGCGCGACGACCGAAGCUGAUGCUGAGGAGCAAGCGGAAAUUAAUCGUCUCAUGUCUAGGAUGUUUGGCCGCACUCGACAAGAACACUCGGAAGAAGAGAAGACCAGACAUGUCGGUGUCGUAUUCAAACAUCUUACUGUGAGAGGUAUGGGCCUCGGAGCGGCAUUGCAACCUACAUUCGGAGAUCCAUUCCUCGCUCUUCCCCGCCUUAUUGGAGGUCUUUUCACCAGAGGGAGGAAGACUGUUGGCAAGCCGCCAAUCAAGACAAUCAUCAACGAUUUCUCUGGAGUCAUUCGUCCGGGCGAGAUGUGCCUGGUGCUUGGACGCCCAGGAAGUGGUUGCAGCACGUUUCUCAAAGUUAUCGGUAACCAGCGUUUCGGAUACGAGUCGAUCGAUGGCGAUGUGAUGUAUGGAGGUACCGAUGCUAAGACCAUGCUGAAGAAAUACCGAGGAGAGGUGCUCUACAACCCAGAAGACGACUUGCACUACGCAACGCUUUCAGUCCAAUCAACUCUGAGGUUCGCUCUGCAAUGCAAAACACCCGGACAAGAAAGCAGAAACCAAGGCGAAAGCGCAGCGGCAUAUGUCAACAACUUCCUUCAGGCUGUUGUCAAGCUCUUCUGGAUUGAACAUACCCUUGGAACAAAGGUAGGAAACGAAUAUGUCCGUGGAGUCUCGGGAGGCGAGAAGAAGAGAGUCUCGAUCGCCGAGGCCAUGAUCACGAAAGCAUCGACUCAAUGUUGGGAUAACAGCACCCGGGGUCUCGACGCCAGCACGGCAUUGGAGUAUGUCAGCGCUCUUCGUAGCCUGACGAAUAUGGCCCAAAUAUCGACAGCAGUGGCCCUGUACCAGGCAGGAGAGAAUCUGUACAGACAAUUCGACAAAGUGCUGCUCAUCGACGGAGGCCGAUGCGCUUACUACGGCAGCGCAGACGAAGCCGUCACGUACUUCAAAGAGCUUGGAUUUCUGCAGCCUCCGCGAUGGACCUCGGCGGAUUUCUUGACUUCUGUGACGGAUCCACACGAGCGGCACGUGAAGGAAGGGUGGGAAAGGCGGAUUCCGCGAACAGCGGAUGAGCUUGGAGAUAUGUUUCUCAAGAGCGAACAGCAUCAGAGGAACUUGGAAGAGAUUGCGGACUUUGAGCGUGAGGCGCGUGCACAGAUCGAAGAGCGAGAGCAGCAGCAGGGCAAGGCGACGAAGAGGAAGAAUUACACGAUUCCGUUCCACAGACAAGUCUGGGCCUGCACGAAGCGACAGUUUCUCGUGAUGGUUGGGGAUAAGCAAUCAUUGGGAGGGAAAUGGGGCGGUAUCUUGUUCCAGGCGCUUAUUGUGGGCAGUCUGUUUUACGAUCUCCAACCGACGAGCUCUGGCGUAUUCCCCAGAGGAGGUGUACUCUUCUUCAUGCUGCUCUUCAAUGCUCUCCUGGCCCUCGCGGAACUGACGGCUGCCUUCGAAUCCCGGCCGAUCCUUCUGAAGCAUAAAUCAUUCCAGUUCUACCGGCCGGCCGCGUUCGCAAUCGCUCAAACUGUCGUGGACGUCCCCCUCGUUCUGGUACAAGUCCUCAUUUUCGACAUUGUGGUCUACUUCAUGUCGAACCUCGCUCGGACGGCCUCGCAAUUCUUCAUCAGCUUGCUCCUGCUGUUCCUGCUGACAAUGACCAUGUACGCAUUCUUCCGUGCUAUCGGCGCUCUGUCUGGAAGUCUAGACGGAGCAGCCAGAAUCACAGGAGUUGCUAUCCAAGCGCUCAUUGUGUACACCGGCUACCUGAUCCCACCGAGCAAGAUGCACCCCUGGUUUUCUUGGCUGAGAUGGAUCAAUCCAAUUCAAUACGGCUUCGAAUGCCUCAUGUCGAACGAGUUCUACAAUCUGGAAAUCCAGUGCGUUUCACCAAACCUGGUGCCGGUGGGCCCUGGUGCGACUCCUGAACAUCAAGGCUGUACGAUUCAAGGUAGCACUCCCGGUUCCGCAGUCGUGCAAGGGGCGGAAUACAUUCAGGUUGCGUACCAAUACAGUCGGAGUCACUUGUGGCGAAAUGUGGGCUUCAUCUGUGCCUUCUUCGUCUUCUUCGUUGCUUUGACGGCUUUUGGCAUGGAGAUCCAGAAGCCGAAUAAGGGCGGUGGAGCGGUGACGAUCUAUAAGAGGGGACAGGCACCCAAGUCCGUGGAGUCUGCUAUGCAGAGUGGAGGAGAGACGGAUGAUGUUGAAAAGAACACUCCCUAUACCGCAACGGAUGCUGUACCGUCAGACGCUGAUAGUUCAAACGAGAAGCUGGAGAGGGACAGGAGUAGCUCAGAGGGCGUGGAAACCGUGGCUAAGAAUGAGACGGUCUUCACUUGGCAGAAGGUCAACUACACGAUCCCUUACCAGGGCAACGAGAGGAAACUCCUCCAGGACGUUCAGGGCUAUGUCCGGCCGGGCAAAUUGACGGCUCUCAUGGGAGCUAGCGGUGCAGGUAUGUCGUCCUGGCUUGCAGUGCAGUUUGGUGCAGGGUACUGAUGGAGAACAGGUAAAACCACUCUUCUCAACACGCUUGCGCAGCGCAUCACCUUUGGCCGUGUCGAAGGUGACUUCCUCGUCGACGGCAGACCUUUGCCACGCUCGUUCCAGCGCUGUGCCGGCUUCGCAGAGCAGAUGGACGUCCACGAGUCCACAGCAACCGUAAGGGAAGCACUGCGCUUCAGCGCAAAACUCCGCCAACCCCGUGAGGUACCGCUCAGAGAGAAGUAUGAAUACUGUGAGACAAUCCUGCAACUCCUGGAAAUGGAAAAUAUCGCGGGCGCGACGAUUGGGACUGUCGGCAGUGGUCUGAAUCAGGAACAGCGCAAGCGACUCACGAUAGGCGUUGAGCUGGCCUCGAAGCCAGAAUUGUUAAUGUUUCUCGACGAGCCAACUUCGGGGCUCGAUUCUGGAGCGGCGUUCAAUAUCGUGAGAUUCCUGCGGAAGCUGGCUGAUGCUGGGCAAGCGAUUCUGUGUACCAUCCAUCAGCCCUCGGCCGUUCUGUUCGAGCAGUUUGAUGAACUCAUUCUGUUGAAGUCGGGUAGGUGAAGUUGAUGCAGUGCACUAGCAAUCCGCCCUAGCUAAUUGGAAUCAGGCGGCCGUGUCGUAUAUCACGGAGAAUUGGGAAAUGACUCCCGCAGAAUGCUGGACUAUUUUGAAGGCAACGGAGCAAAGAAAUGUCCUCCCCAAGCCAACCCGGCCGAAUACAUGCUCGAAGCAAUCGGUAGCGGCAACCCCGAUUACAACGGCCCAGACUGGGGCGAUACCUGGGCGGCAUCAGCAGAAAAGCAGGCCCGCACAGAGGAGAUCCAGUCCAUGAGUGAGCAGAGACGAAACGCGCCGGUGUCCGACAACCUCAAAGAUCAACGAGAAUACGCCAUGCCCAUCUGGACACAGGUCUCUUCGACGACGUACCGAAAUUUUGUGGCAUACUGGCGCAGUCCAGAGUAUCUGAUCGGCAAGUUCAUGCUGCAUAUCUUCACCGGUCUCUUCAACACGUUCACCUUCUGGCAUCUGGGCAAUUCGCAGAUCGAUAUGCAGUCGCGCCUGUUUUCGAUCUUCAUGACGCUGACCAUCUCUCCGCCUCUGAUCCAACAGCUGCAGCCACGGUUCUUGAAUCUGAGAAAUAUCUACCAGUCCCGCGAGAGGAAUUCCAAAAUCUACAGCUGGGUGGCGUUCACGACCGCAGCUGUGGUACCCGAGCUGCCGUGGUCUUUCCUCGCCGGAACAAUGUAUUGGUGCUGCUGGUACUGGGCCACCUGGUUCCCCCGAGGCACCUCUGCCUCCGCUUCCAUGUGGCUGUUCAUCGCGCUCUUCGAAGUCUACUACGUCAGCUUCGGCCAAGCCAUCGCCUCCUUCGCCCCCAACGAACUGCUGGCCUCCAUCCUCGUGCCCCUCUUCUUCCUCUUCGUCGUCUCCUUCUGCGGCGUCGUCGUCCCCUACGCCGGCCUGCCCUACUUCUGGAGGUCCUGGAUGUACUGGCUCACCCCCUUCCACUACCUGCUGGAAGGCAUGCUCGCCCUCGUCACGCACGGAAUUCCCGUUCGCUGCGACGCGAGCGAACUCGCGCAAUUCUCGCCGCCCGCGGGUCAGACCUGCGACGCCUACGCUGGGGCGUACGCCAACCGGACCGGCGGCUACGUCACGUCUUUGGAGGAUGGGAGGUGUGGGUUCUGUCAGUAUGCGACUGGAGAUGCGUUCGCUGCGACUUUCAAUGCGUUUUCCGCGCAUGUCUGGAGGGAUUACGGUAUCUUUUGGGGGUUUUGUAUUUUCAAUUUUGUGGUUGUGUUCUUGGCGAGUUAUCUGUAUUUGGGUGGUGGGAGGAAAUUGUUGAGGGGGUUGAAGAGGAAGCAGUGA
Molecule: messenger RNA, 4809 nt
Organism: Lecanosticta acicola
Lineage: Eukaryota; Fungi; Ascomycota; Dothideomycetes; Mycosphaerellales; Mycosphaerellaceae
Source: the annotation of a GenBank genome assembly